GACUUUUUCUCAAUCGAGGAGAGAUGCGACACACCAGAGGCUCUUCUUCAAAAGGGAUGCUCUGGCGAAUUCGUGGAGUUCCCCGUCACAAAUGUCAAAGUGCUGAAGGAUCAAGGGUUAGGAAAGCGUGCCGGCCACACCAAUGUUUCAUACAUCGCUCCUCAGAAGAUGCACCUCCAGCUUAGACCAGGAAGUCAAGCUGAACUUUCAGAUUCAAGUGCAGCAACCGGAGGAUCAUCCGGUGGACAUCUAUUACCUGAUGGACCUGUCAGCAUCUAUGGUUGAUGAUCUGAAAAUGAUCAAAGACUUGGGUUCCAAUCUCUCAAAAGAGAUGGCUAGUCUUACCAGCAAAUUCAGACUAGGAUUCGGCUCCUUUGUGGAGAAACCAGUUCUGCCUUUCAUCAAGAUAACACACGAGGAGCUGGCCAAUCCCUGCAGGAGUGUUGAUCAUGAAUGUCCCCCCACAUUUGGAUACAGACACCUCCUGUCGUUAACAAGCAGUACUGACAAGUUUAAUGAGAUCGUCUCAAAGCAACAAGUAUCUGCUAACAUUGACGUGCCAGAGGGCGGUUUUGACGCCAUCAUGCAGGCAGCGGUGUGUGGGGAUAGGAUUGGCUGGCGGAACGAUUCCAUGAAGCUGUUGGUGUUCGUGAGCGAUGCUGAUUCUCAUUUUGGGAUGGAUAGCAAAAUGUCCGGCAUCGUUGUUCCCAAUGACGGAGAGUGUCACAUGGAUGGCAAUAAUGAGUAUUCCAUGACUGCCCACCUGGAGUAUCCAACAUUAGGGCAGCUUGUCGACAAACUUGUUGAAAACAAUAUCCUCCUUAUAUUUGCUGUGACUGAAAACCAGAGACAGAACUAUGAGAAUUAUGCAAGUCUGAUUCCUGGUGCUACUGUGGGGGUGUUGGCAUCCGAUUCAAGGAACAUUUUGGAACUUAUCAUGACCUCAUAUAAGGAACUGAGGUCGGAGAUUGAUCUGGAGGUUCUGGGAAACACUGAGGAUCUGCAGAUUUCCUUUACGGCACUCUGUCAGGAUGGGACCAUCAUCCCCGGACAUAAAAACUGUUCCAAUGUCAAAGCUGGUGAUGUGGUAUCUUUUAACGUUACGGUCGAGUUAAAAGGCUGUCUUGCUGGCCCACGGCGGUUUUCCUUGCGGCCGGCAGGUUUCCAAGAUACCCUAGAGAUCGAACUGGAGUCCCAGUGUGUGUGUGACUGCCAUCAAACUCCCGAGGCGAACAGCACCUACUGCAGCCGAGGGCAAGGGGCGCUGGAGUGCGGAGCCUGUGUGUGUGACCCAGGCUUUGUGGGGCCGAAGUGCGAGUGCACAGAGGGCCAAGAACAAGUCAGUGACUGCAGGGAACACGAAGGUGCGGAGAUGUGCAACGGCCAGGGCGAGUGUUUCUGCGGACAGUGUGUGUGCCACCCAUCCAAUUUUGGUCGUGUAUAUGGGGCGUACUGCGAGUGUGACGACUUCUCCUGCCUCAGGUUCAGAGGAGAGAUUUGCGGAGGUCACGGGGAAUGUGACUGUGGCGAGUGUGUGUGUCACAGAGGCUGGAUGGGGGAGUUCUGUAACUGCAGCACCAGCACAAACUUGUGCACGUCUGCAGAUGGGUCCGUCUGCAGUGGACGGGGAAAGUGUGUGUGUGGGAAGUGCGAGUGCACCGUUCCCGGAGCCUCAGGAGAGCGGUGCGAAAGGUGCCCAACCUGUGAAGAUAUCUGUAACUUACCCAGGUCUUGUGUGGAGUGUUACCUCAAAACUAAAGGCCCAUCGGAUGAGUGUGCCAUGAAGUGCAACUCCCUACAUGCCACUGUCAGCAAUUCCACAGAUUUUGAGGAAAGUCGAGCAGCAUUGUGCACCUUACAGAACGAGGACAGCUGCCUACUGUCUUUCAGCUUGGUGGACAGUGAUCACGGCAGCAUCAUUUACAACCCCAAGCUUUACGCCUGCCCUGACCCACCAAACGCACCACUGAUCGCUCUGGGCGUGUGCAUGUCUGUCCUCAUCAUUGGCAUUACACUCCUUGUGAUCUGGAAGUUUCUUGUUUCUGUCCAUGACCGGAAAGAGGUUGCCAAGUUUGAGGCAGAGAAGGCAAAAGCAAGAUGGCAGUCGAGCACAAAUCCUCUUUUCAGGAGCUCGACAUCAACAUUUAAAAAUGUGACCUACAAAAGCACAGGGCAGCAGAAGAGUGAUAUUUCUUAGAGCUACUGACCAACUUUGUGUGUUGAAACACAGAAUGUAGGCUUCUAUUUACCAGGAGCGAAUCCUGUUCUUUUUUUUAUUGUUAUUUAAAUUUAUUUUCUUGUACUGUACAGGUGGGACACUGUGUGUGUGCAGUUGUGUACUUAUAAGGUGGAGGUAGGCCUGUCAAUUUGGCGGCCAAUUUAUUUUAAAAAAUUAAAACAAUGUGUUGUGCUGCUAAAGGUGCUAAAGGUUAAAUCUGGGCAACACUGGAUCUUCUUGUUUUACAUUUAGCGUUUCUUGUGGUUGCUAUUGCAAAAUGUUUUUAUGUAGUAUUUGUGACUGUUGUUUGUGAUUGAUUAGUUGAGGCUGUGCCUUUUGUAAUUAGAUAUGAUUAAUUAACUCAUUAAGAUUUUGCAGGAUCAAAUGUAAAAAGUCUGUCUGUACUUGUGUUUUGUAAUAUAUUUGAUGUUUUUCCA
This is a messenger RNA of Megalobrama amblycephala (Wuchang bream), 2655 nucleotides long. RefSeq names its product integrin, beta 6 (gene itgb6). The record is from RefSeq and is a predicted model, not a curated record. Gene Ontology annotation, molecular function: integrin binding. Gene Ontology annotation, biological process: cell adhesion mediated by integrin; cell-matrix adhesion; cell migration. The transcript is spliced from 14 exons. Bases 143 to 2197 code for a protein of 684 amino acids. NCBI's taxonomy places the organism in Eukaryota, Metazoa, Chordata, Actinopteri, Cypriniformes, Xenocyprididae. Gene Ontology annotation, cellular component: focal adhesion; cell surface; integrin alphav-beta6 complex.